Messenger RNA from Tuber aestivum (summer truffle), 3840 nucleotides. The record is from the annotation of a GenBank genome assembly. Lineage: Eukaryota; Fungi; Ascomycota; Pezizomycetes; Pezizales; Tuberaceae.
GAUGCUCCCAACUGCUACACUCAACUCUGCAUUUCCCACCACCACAAAAAUUUUCCCCGACUCCUGCCAAACCCCUUACUCGCACCCACUCUUCCACCAUCCGCAGAAUCCUUCUCGUCCUCCACUCGUUACCCCCCUGAUCUUCUAUGAGAGCCAUAGGCCCCUGAUAACACCCGCCCAUCGCCGCUAUGCAUUUCAUCCGGCCUCAAUGGCUUACACAUUCGGGUAAGUCUUGAACGCGUUCAUCGCAUCUUUAUUCGUGACACUCCCCGCUAAUACGGACAAAUCUUCUGCUCUCAGCUGAGAAGAAGGCCUGUGAGGUUUACUCUUGCCACGUCUCCCCGGAUGGUGAACGGUUAGCGACCGGAGGUCUCGGUAUGUUUGGCGCCCCAUAUUGUUCCUUGUUUGGAUGGGAACUCUGCUGACGGUGUGCAGACGGCAACGUUCGGAUUUGGUCCACCCGUGCUGUCUACGGCGCCCCCGAUCAGAGCGCUUCACACCUUCCCAAACAGCUUUGUUCUUUAUCCCAUCAUUCUGGCGCUGUCCUGACCGUCCGCUUUUCCGGCAACAACCGCUAUCUUGCUUCGGGUUCCGAUGACAAGAUUGUUCUAGUUUACGAGCGUGACCUUUCGGCCACGCCUUCCGCUCGUCCGCUCUUCGGCUCCAAUGAAGCUCCGCAUAUAGAGAAAUGGAGGACAUAUAGGCGAUUGGCUGGCCAUGACAACGAUGUCCAGGAUGUUGGAUGGUCCGCUGAUUCUUCCGUGCUGGUUUCGGUGGGGCUGGAUUCCAAGGUUAUCAUUUGGUCUGGGAGCACGUUUGAGAGGCUGAAGCGGAUUGACGUUCAUCAAUCCCAUGUCAAAGGACUCACCUUUGACCCCGCCAAUAAAUAUUUCGCGACGGCCAGUGACGACAGGAGCAUCAAGAUAUUUCGUUUCAAUUCUCCCGCAGCCAAUGCGACCGCGCACGACCAACAGACAAAUUUUACAGUCGAAACGUCCAUCACAACACCAUUCAAAGACUCACCAUUAACCACAUACUUUCGCCGUUGUUCAUGGUCCCCCGAUGGUUCUCAUAUAGCGGCUGCUAAUGCAGUCAAUGGCCCUGUUAGCUCUGUCGCCAUCAUAAACCGUGGUAAUUGGGACAGCGAGAUCAACCUGAUCGGCCAUGAGGGUCCAGUGGAAGUCUGCGCUUUUGCUCCCAGGAUGUUCUCGAAGACCCCCUUGACCCCAGGAACUCCACCAUCAACACCGGUUACCGUUAUUGCCUGCGCAGGCCAAGACAAAGCCCUAUCGAUUUGGAACACCUCCAAUCCCCGCCCUCUCAUAAUCGCCCAGGAUCUUGCCACAAAGGCCAUUUCUGACUUGACGUGGAGCCCGGACGGGAGGACACUAUUCGUCUGCUCCCUGGACGGUUCAAUAAUAUGCAUUUGUUUUGAGGAUGGUGACCUUGGAUUUGUGCUCGGACUGGAAGAGAACGAACGGAUUCUACAAAAGUUUGGUGCUGGCAGAAAGGGCGCGACCCUUCCUGAAGGAACAGAGAGCGUUAGACUGGAAGAAAUGGCCCGGGAUGGGGAGAGGAGGGAAGUGGAAGGGCGAAUGGGCGAGCUCAUGAUGGAUGGGAACGGCAAGGCAGGUGAUACACCCAUGGCCAAUUCGGGUAGCACCGCGGGUCCUCAAUGGCAAAUGCAGCAGGUUCCUGAAACAGAAAAGGCUAUCAACCCUCCAGAUCAGAAGGAGAAGCCAUACAAGCAAAAGGUUACGCUGACGAAGGAUGGCAAGAAGAGGGUUGCUCCAUUGUUGGUUUCAACGUAAGUGACUUGCCCUCCGGACCCCUAUCCAUUCAAGGUUGUAACGUCAGUUUUAUAGGGGUGGAGGCCAUCGCUCAAAUCUCCCCAACGCACAUCUUCUGCAAGCCUCUGCAAACAACAACUCAACAAUAAGCAAUGACCCGAAGACAAUCUUGGACCUCUCGAGACCGUACGAUGGCCUACCAAAAGGCGGAAUGCCCGUCCUCAUCUUCGGCAACAAGCGCAAGGCACCCGUUCCGGAAGAGGGAGAGGAGGAAAACCCUCAGCAAAUCACCAACGGGAAGCGCGUCGCAGUUUUAGCUAGCGGAGGAUCAGGAAAAAAGGGGUCUGAAGAGACCCCGGAAUUCAUCAGACCCGCUGUAAUCAAUCCAGCAACUUCUAUUAGUCAAAUUAGAUUGGGUGUUCCCAAAGUCCGGAAUAUUGUCUCGCGGAUUGUGGACCCCAGCGGCCUACCUUCUAGUAAUGUCCCUAGUGCUGCAGGCGGUGCCAUUGUUGCCGGUACACAGGCCCCUCCCUCGUCAGAUGAUUACACCUUUGAAGCCAGGAACCUCAGAAACGUGGGGGAGCCGACACGCCUAACUCUCUUGAGACAUGGCCAGGUACUCUGGAUGGACUUUGUUCCCAAAGCUGCUCUGCUCGUGGCUGGGAAUAGUAACUUCUGGUCCGUAGCUUGUGAGGAUGGGACCAUUCAUGUCUUUACGCCGGUUGGGAGGAGGUUAUUGAGCCCGCUCAUUCUCGAAGCGCAGCCAUGUUUCAUGGAGUGCAGAGGUUGGUGGCUGAUGUGCAUAACCUCAAUCGGGAUGGCCCACGUUUGGUAAGGAAGCGAUUCACGGGUCAACUUGUAUAUCAUGGCUAACUUUACCACUCUAGGAACCUCCAAACAAUGAAAUCUCCCCAUCCGCCCAUAUCUCUAGCACCCAUUCUCGAUUCCUCAAACACUUACCAGAAACAAGACAGCCCUACCAAGGCUGAGGCGAUAACCGAAGCUUGUGUGAAUUCGGAAGGAACCCUGAUAGUUUCCCUAACCAAUGGGGACGGAUUUGCCUACUCAAACCACAUGUACACAUGGCACAAACUCACAGAAGCUUGGUGGGCGGUCGGAUCGCAAUACUGGGAUUCCACGGGCACUAUGCGGCCCCCACAGGGUUCUUCUGAUAAUCCAACGGAUCCUAAGAGCCCUGCCAUCUCGGCUGGUGUCAUCUCGCACCUUGAACGCCGGACAACGAACGAAGUUCUUCUUCACGGACGUGGGCGCUUCCUCCAGCGUAUUGUCAAGUCCCUUCUUAACAGAGAGGGAUACGAAGGGUUUGAAACAGCUGUGUCUUUGUCGCAUUUGGAGAAUAGGAUGGCUGCGGCCGUGUUGCUUAAUGCCAAGGACGACUUCAAAAAUUACUUGAUGAUGUACGCUCGUCGUAUUGCGGCGGAAGGGAUGAAGGCGAAGGUGGAGGAGCUGCUGCGGGACAUGAUGGGUAGAAUAGGCAUGGAAGAGGAGGAGAAGGCUGAUGAGAAGGAGGAGGAAGAUAUUGUUGGGUGGAAUAAACGGGAGUUGUUGAAGCAGAUUUUGCUCGCUAUCGGUUUGUUUCCCCUGACUCAUAGUCUGUUCGCGUUGAUUAUGCUAACAAAAACGAAAAACAGGCAAGCAUCGCGACCUCCAGAGAAUUGCAGUUCCCUACGCCAGACUCCUUGGGGUGAUGGAUGAAGAUGAGGGUGAGGGCAUCUAAAUAAUCAUCUCCUCUCCCUCUCUCCACCCCCAUUCCCUCAUCUACACCAGUGUGUUUCCUUUUAUUAUACAUUCUUCAUUUUAUGCUAGUACCAAGUAUCUCCUUUGUUUGGUUGGGAAUAAGCGGGGUCAUACAAGUACGCUGGCUUUGUAUUUCUUUUUUUUCUUUUUUUUUUCUUUUUUUUUUCUUUUUUUUCACAAAAAUUUUCAUCGUGUUGUGUUUGUCUUUCUUGCUUGUAAUAGCUGGGUGGUAAAAUAAAGUAAAGGCAUGAUUGGUAUGGCACCAUGUAGAAUGGAGCGGAUAAAAUGAUAG